UGUGCAGUAUUUCAUACCCUUGGCUCUGCUGCGCCGCUUUACAGCUCUUUGACCGGGUUUUCUCAGAAAGCAGACAAACGGGGGUCUGCGCGCGCGGGAAACCAAUUUUGUUUAGAAUUUCUGCGGAUCAGGGAAAGUACAGGAAGGGUUAGAGAGCUCUUGAACUGGAUCCAUCCAUUGUCUAUAUCUUUGAGACCAACACUUGAGUGUACCAAGUCAGUUUCAAACCCAGGGCUCAAGGAUCGACGGGCAGUUGCAUGAGCACACAAUGUGAAACAGAAUGAAGGUUAUCACUUGUGAAAUAGCAUGGCAUAAUAAAGAACCUGUGUACAGCAUUGACUUCCAGCAUGGAGCUGAUGGCAAAAUCAACCGGUUGGCCACUGCAGGUGUGGACACCACAGUUCGGAUGUGGAAGAUUGAAAAGGGACCUGACGGAAAGGCCAUUGUGGAGUUCCUGUCUAACCUGGCCCGCCACUCUAAAGCUGUGAACGUGGUGCGGUUUUCCCCUAGCACUGAGCUCCUGGCAUCUGGAGGGGAUGAUGCUGCAAUUUUGCUUUGGAAGCUCAAUGACAGCAAGGAGCCAGAGCAGCCAGCCUUCCAAGAGGAUGAAGAUGCUCAGCUCAACAAAGAAUAUUGGACUGUCGUCAAAACACUGCGAGGUCACAUAGAAGAUGUGUAUGAUAUCUCUUGGACAGCUGAUGGGAACUUCAUGGUCUCUGGAUCUGUGGACAAUACUGCAAUUAUGUGGGAUGUCAAUAAAGGACAGAAAAUGACUGUUUUUAAUGAGCACAAGAGCUAUGUGCAGGGAGUUACCUGGGACCCCCUGGGACAGUACAUCGCUACCCUCAGCUGUGACAGGGUAAUGAGGGUUUACAGCACACAGACCAGAAAAAAGACCUACAGUGUCAGUAAGAUGUUAUCUGGGGCAGCGACAGAAGGAGAGGUGAAAAAUUAUCGAAUGUUCCACGAUGACAGCAUGAGGUCUUUCUUCCGUAGACUCACUUUCACACCAGAUGGGUCCUUGCUUCUUGUCCCAGCUGGGUGUGUUGAAGCAGGAGAAAAUGUCACAAACACAACAUAUGUUUUCUCACGGAAAAACUUGAAAAGGCCUAUAGCUCACCUUCCAUGCCCUGCCAAGGCAACUCUGGCUGUACGCUGCUGUCCUGUCUUCUUUGAACUGAGAUCUUCGUUCAACAAAGAUGAUUCCUCACAGAAACAGCCUAAUGUUUUUAACCUGCCCUAUCGGCUGGUGUUUGCAGUUGCUUCUGAAGAUUCAGUGUUCCUGUACGAUACUCAGCAAUCCAUCCCCUUUGGUUACAUUUCAAAUAUCCACUAUCACACUCUCAGUGACGUCACCUGGUCCAAGGAUGGUUCCUUCCUGGCUGUGUCCUCCACAGACGGGUACUGUUCCUUUGUAACUUUUGAAAAUGGAGAGCUGGGAACCCCUCUGAAGCAGAAGCCUGUAUUUGAAAUGCAGACCCCAGGUGCAGCGGUGGAGAAAAAGAUAAAGAAAGUACAGAGGACCGCAUCACCAGUGCCUAAGUCAGUGGAAGCCAGCCCAGUGAGUGGCAGGAGCAGCGAUAUUAGUGUUCCUAGCCCCUUGCUGGAGGGGACUCCAUCCAGAACUGUGUCAGGGAAGGAUACCCCCUCCACCCCUGUCAGCACCAAGGCAGUCCCAAGCACUCCUGCUUCUGAAGACAUGAAGCCCCUGAGUGGCAAAGGCAGCCAGCCCCGGAGGAUCACUCUCAACACACUGGCGGCCUGGAGCAAACCUAGCACUCCGACAGGGCCCACACCCAGAAGAAUAGCACUGACCCCUGUUGGAUCUCCAGUGCUGUCUAAUACCGUGAUUUCUACACCACCUUCUACAGAAAAGGCAAAACAUGAGAGACCGUCCCCACCAGCUGAUCCGCUCUGUAAGCCUCCAGAGCCGAAGAGGCCCAAGACAGAGGAGUUCACGGUCUCUGGGACCCCCGACCGACACCACGCUGAGAGCAGCAAGAACACCACGCAGCAACAACAACCCAACGAUCCUGAAACCAAGUGAACUGUCAAAGAACAGAGACACUGGCUAAUUUCUUAUACUGAGACUCAAACAUGUACUUUGCACUUCCUUGAAUACAGGUUGCCAAAACUUGUUUAUUACAACAAAAAAAGAAAGAAAAAACAGAACUCUUCACUUGAAAUGCUGUCACCUGGCCCUUUUUUUAAUUCUUUUUUGGGGGUUAUUUGAAAUCAUGAGGUAACGUGUUUGCUGUUAAGGGUUUUAAUGUGCAUUUUUGUAUAAAUAUGUAUUGGGGAUAUUAUUUUGUAUAUUUUCUUUCAAUCUUAAGUAUUGUAGCUGUCUGAAAUAAUAUGCUGCUGUUUUGGGCCCUUGCUGCUAACGGCACAUUUGGAUAUUUUGAAAAACAAGAUAAACUUGCAGUUUACAAAUGAAAGAAAAAUGUAUAUAACUUGUGAAAAAGACAGGGAUUUUAAACUUUUAUAUUCUGAGGACAAUGGUUUAAAAUGUCUGUGUCUUGAAUUAUGCUUUUUUCCCCCUCCAUAUAAAACUAUUAACACUUGCA
Acipenser ruthenus (sterlet) is the source of this 2567-nucleotide messenger RNA. Its product is annotated as chromatin assembly factor 1 subunit B-like. The record is from RefSeq and is a predicted model, not a curated record. Gene Ontology annotation, molecular function: protein binding. The transcript has 15 exons. The coding region runs from base 281 to 2047 and encodes 588 amino acids. Gene Ontology annotation, cellular component: CAF-1 complex; nucleus. NCBI's taxonomy places the organism in Eukaryota, Metazoa, Chordata, Actinopteri, Acipenseriformes, Acipenseridae. Gene Ontology annotation, biological process: DNA replication-dependent chromatin assembly; nucleosome assembly.